ACAGGCUGGUUCAUGUUUUGUCUCGUGUGUAUUGGACUUAAUUUUCAUGCAGCUGAUCUGGCCUAUUAUUCUGGCUAUUGGCAUCAUUUGGGACACUGCCAUAGGCUACACUGUUUCCAUGGAUACCACCGAUUCACUAUGGGAUACCAGAGACCAGAUAUUGACGAAUGCCAGGUGCAUAACGGUGGCUGCCAGCACACGUGUGUGAACACCAGGGGUUCCUACCACUGCCAGUGUAACGUUGGAUCUCGACUGCACGUGGACAGGCGCACAUGCAUCGCCAUCCACUCCUGCAGCGUUGGGAACGGCGGCUGUGAGCAUUUCUGCGUCCAGCAGACGGCGGGUCAUUUCCAGUGCCGCUGCCGACCCGAUUACAGACUCGACGCAGACGGGAAACACUGCAAAUUGUUGAAUCCGUGUGCGGAGCGAAACGGCGGUUGUUCACAGGAGUGCCGCAAGGAUGGAGAUCAGGCCCGCUGUGGAUGUCGUCCAGGUUAUCAGCUGGCUGAAGAUGACAAGGCCUGUGAAGACAUUGAUGAGUGUCAGACGGGCCAGGCGGACUGCGCUAACGGUUGUCGUAACACUAUGGGAUCUUUCAUGUGUGUGUGUCCCGCCGCCUAUGAGUUGGGUGUUAAUGGCAAGCAGUGCUAUCGUAUCGAGAUGGAGAUUGUAAACAGCUGUGAUCAUAAUAACGGCGGUUGUUCUCAUCACUGCGAACAUUCAACCAAUGGACCCGUGUGCAGCUGUAACCAAGGAUACCAGCUGGACGACGACCACAAGACCUGCAUCGAUAUAAACGAGUGUGUAGACGGCAGUUCGUGUUGUGAGCACGACUGCACAAACUAUCCUGGAGGUUACGAGUGUUACUGUACAGCCGGAUAUCGACUGAACGCUGAUGGAUGCAGCUGUGAUGAUAUAGACGAGUGUUUGGCUGCAAACGGAGGAUGUGAUCACACGUGUCAGAACAGCGCCGGAUCCUUCCAGUGCUCCUGCAGACGCGGGUAUCGUCUCGAUGAAGACAGACAUUCAUGUAUAUUGCUGCAGGAGUCGGUGGAGGCGUUGAGCAGUGGUCAGACGGUGGACAGACCUCAAGCUCCGCUCACCAUCCUGCAGGACUAUGAGCAGAUCCUGGAGCGAUACGACGACUACGAGGACGACACGGGAGAACUGCGCGCUGAGAGCUCCUUAACUGAGAAAUUCAUAUGUUUGAAUGAUUCGUUCGGCUUCGACUGCAGUCUGUCGUGUGAGGACUGUGCUAAUGGAGGAGUGUGUAACAAACACAGAAACGGCUGCGACUGUCCUGACGGAUGGACGGGACUCGUGUGCAAUGAGACGUGUCCGGAGGGCUUGUUCGGCAGGAAUUGCUUGUUGAGCUGUAAGUGUAAGAACGGCGGUGUGUGUGAUCCGGUCACCGGGAGCUGCCGCUGUCCACCAGGGGUCAGUGGAGAGCUGUGUCAGGACGGUUGUCCCAAGGGUCUCUAUGGGAAGUUCUGUAAUAAGAAGUGUAGUUGUGCUAAUAACGGACGGUGUCAUCGCACUUACGGGGCGUGUCUGUGUGACCCGGGACUGUACGGAAGGUUCUGCCACCUACCGUGUCCUAAGUGGACGUUUGGCCCAGGCUGUUCUGAAGAGUGUCAGUGUGUUGAGCAGAACACUGUAGAGUGUCACCGUCAUCAUGGCGCCUGCAUUUGCAAGCCGGGUUAUCGGGGAGACACCUGCAAAGACGCAUGUGAAUCAGGCUUCUUUGGCUCUGGCUGUGAUAAUAAAUGCUCCUGUCCGGCUGGAGUGACCUGUGAUCAUGUGACCGGAGCGUGUCAACCGCAGUGUCCAGCUGGAAAGAGAGGACACAAGUGUGACCAAGAUUGUGUUGAUGGGAGAUUUGGGAUUGGCUGCUCUCAGUCAUGUGACUGCUCAGGGGCACCAUGUGACAGGAUCACUGGCCAAUGCUUGUGUCCCGCUGGAACGUUUGGAAAACAUUGUGAAAAAGAGUGUGCGGAGGGUCGCUGGGGCAUUGAAUGUCGGGAAUCGUGUCCGGUGUGUGAGAACGGAGGCCGUUGUGACCGGCGUAACGGGACGUGUGUCUGCGCUCCUGGAUUCAUCGGCAGAUUGUGCCAGAACAUGUGUCCCGCGGGACGUUUUGGUGCGGGCUGUCAGCUCAGAUGUGCCUGUGAUAAUGGAGCUCGCUGCCAUCCUGUAACCGGACGCUGCUCGUGUCCUCCUGGCUGGACGGGCCACCACUGCAGGAAGGCCUGUGACGCGGGCCGCUGGGGUCUGGACUGUGUGAAUGUGUGUGACUGUCGAAAUGGUGACGGAGGCUGUGAUGCUCAGACCGGACGCUGUCAAUGUGAGGCGGGUUUCACUGGACCUCGAUGUGACCAGAAAUGCCCUGCUGGUUCAUUCGGCCUGGGCUGUAAGCAUCGCUGCCAGUGUGAAAACCAGGCGUCAUGUGACCAUGUGGGCGGAGCUUGUACCUGUAAGAUUGGCUGGACGGGAACGUUCUGUGAAAAACCCUGUCCGCAGGGUUUCUAUGGUCUGGACUGUCAGCAGAAGUGUGUGUGUAUGAACGGAGCUCUCUGUGAUCAUGUCAGUGGUGAAUGUGCCUGUCGGCCUGGCUGGAUCGGCCCACACUGUAACCAAACGUGUCCUGCUGGAUUGUAUGGAGCGAGCUGUUCUCAGACCUGUGUUUGUCACAAUAACAGCAGCUGUGAUGCUGCAAGCGGUCAGUGUGAGUGCAGCGCAGGGUGGACGGGAGACACCUGCUCACAACGUUGUUCUCCUGGAUUCUUCGGGACGGGCUGUGUUCAGAGGUGUUUGUGUCAGAGCGGGGGUUCGUGUGACCCUGAGAGCGGCCGCUGCUUCUGUCCCAGUGGAUGGACAGGUUCAGCCUGUGAACUGGAAUGUGCAGCGGGUGGCUUCGGGUCGGACUGUCAGGACAGAUGUGAGUGUGUGAACGGUGCUCAGUGUGACAGACAGACGGGUCAGUGUGUUUGUCAGGCCGGCUGGACGGGACAGCGCUGUGAGAACGCGUGUGUAUGGGGCCGGUUUGGAGUCGGCUGUGAGGGCCAGUGUCAGUGCGAUCACGGAGCCCCCUGUCAUCAUGUGAGCGGACAGUGUUUCUGUCCUGCAGGAUGGAGAGGAAGACGCUGUGAGAAAGCGUGUCUGCCGGGCUCAUAUGGUCAGGACUGUGUCCAGCGCUGCUCCUGCCCGCCGGGCACAUCGUGCCAUCACGUGUCGGGACGCUGCGGCUGCCCUCCCGGCUACACGGGCAGCGGCUGCGAGCAGACCUGUCUGCCCGGCACCUUCGGCAUCAACUGUAAUCAGGUGUGUCAGUGUUCAGAGAGAAACCAGCUGUGCCACCCGCUGUCUGGAGAGUGUUACUGCGCGCCUGGAUUCACAGGACCCAGGUGUGAACAGGCGUGUGCUGAAGGUUUCUACGGUCCUGGCUGUGAGCAUCGCUGUCAGUGUUUGAACGGUGGAGUUUGUCUUUUGGUCUCGGGGGCCUGUGAAUGUCCGGCUGGAUUCAUCGGGGCCCGCUGUCAUCUCACGUGUCCGGCGGGACGGUACGGGCCGGACUGUGGCCGUGUGGCCGUCUGUGGAAAGGGGCUGAGAAACGAUCCGGUCACAGGCGUGUGUGUCGGGGAUGAAGUCUGUCCCGCGUCCUGCUUUCAGCGCUGUGACUGCAGUAACAGAGGCCUGUGUGACGCCGUCUCUGGGAACUGUUCAUGUGGUCUCGGCUGGACCGGCUCGCGCUGUGAGAAAGAGUGUCCCAAGGGUCUCUUCGGUCCUGACUGUGCUCUUCAGUGUUUGUGUCAGAAUAACAGCACAUGUGACCAAGUGACAGGAAGCUGCCGGUGUGAGCCGGGAUAUUACGGUCAUCUCUGUCAGCUCGCGUGUCCCGCCGGUCUGUUCGGCUCUGGCUGUCAGCAGCACUGUGACUGUGUGAACAGGGCUUCAUGUCAUCCCAGAACCGGACAGUGUCUCUGUCCCGCUGGAUUUCACGGCUCUCGCUGUGAGAGAGAAUGUAAGCAGGGCACAUUCGGUCCGAGCUGCUCUCUGUCAUGUGACUGUGCGGAGGACACACCAUGUGACCCGGUGAGCGGCAGCUGUAUCUGCACCUCAGGAAAGACGGGCGUCCGGUGUGACAGCGACUGCAGUGUGAGGCGGUACGGGCCCGACUGCGCGUUCAGCUGUGAAUGUGAGAACGGAGCUCAGUGCGACAGCAGAAGCGGACGCUGCACGUGUCUGAACGGCUGGAUCGGCCUCACAUGCUCACAACGACAACCUGCUUCAUAUCACACAACAGAACUACAGAAUCAGGCUGGACCUCCAGAGCUGGACUCCAGACGUUCAGAAGAGAAUCAGUCGCAGCUCAACACCUCGUAGCGCUAGCAAACACACACACACACACUGAGCUCAGUCACAGCACAACUGUGUUUAAGAGCUGUUUGCAGGUUCAUCCAGACCCACAGGAGCCUCUUCAGCGAUCACCUUCAAACACACAGAUGCACUUUACUCAAGUUCACACUUGAUCCUCCAUCGUCUGUGUUUUAGUACUGUUGUGAUGCAGAGAUUUUAAAGAGGCUGGAUCACAUUUGACUGGACUAAACAAGAGAAAAGUGCCUUUCCAUUUCAUAACACUCUUUGUUUAUUAUAGCUGUUUUUUAUUUUAUAAAAUAAAAGUCCCAGAUGGUUUACUAAUUUGACACAAUCUGUGGUUGAACACAAACUGUAUUUGUUUACCUCUUUGACAGACUGUAACAUCUGAUGAAACAUCUGUGUGGAUGUCAAUAUUGAACUGUACAUGAAGUGACCUUUCACAAUGUUAGAAAUGGUGCUAGGAUGGCCUUUAUUAAAGGAGGACCUGUAUAUGUUAAUAUUAGAAAACAUUCGCAACUGAUGCAUUUUUAAUGCUUUUGAUUAAUGUUUUGUAUAAAGUUUGAAUUAUUUAUGUUUUGUAAAAUACAAUUGUAGAUGUUUUGCAAACUUUUU
Messenger RNA from Sinocyclocheilus anshuiensis, 4989 nucleotides. RefSeq names its product multiple epidermal growth factor-like domains protein 6. Gene Ontology annotation, biological process: heterophilic cell-cell adhesion. The transcript is spliced from 34 exons. Bases 13 to 4383 code for a protein of 1456 amino acids. NCBI's taxonomy places the organism in Eukaryota, Metazoa, Chordata, Actinopteri, Cypriniformes, Cyprinidae. The record is from RefSeq and is a predicted model, not a curated record. Gene Ontology annotation, molecular function: calcium ion binding; scavenger receptor activity.